AAUGCUAAUGCUAAACAGGUCUCUCAUUUUUUAAUUUAUAUUCUUUUUCUAUUAAUUCCUCAAGUUUUUGGACAAACAAAGCGUCGGAAAUCAGAGAUCGCAAUGGGAAUUCCAUCGACGAUGAGGGAUCUGUUGGCGAACCGAAGGAGUUCUCUGUUGAUCGCCUCUCCACACGAAGAACAACAGAGGGUUCUGAACGCUCGCAAAUGCACUGAAGAGGGAGUUCGUGCUGGAGCGAAGGCAGCUUCUAUCACGUGCGUGGCCACUGCGGUCCCUACUUUGGUUGCUGUUCGUGUGGUUCCUUGGGCAAAGGCAAACCUUAACUACACAGGUCAAGCUCUCAUCAUAUCAGCUGCAACUAUUGCUGCAUAUUUCAUUACUGUGGACAAAACCAUCUUGGAAUGUGCAAGAAGGAAUGCACAAUACGAGAAAUUGGCGCAAUAUGUGAAAUCAGACUGAACUUUUUCCAAGUAUUCCAUUACUGCUGUCAAGGCUGUGUGAGGAGGAUAUGACAAGAUCAGGCUGAGUCUGGCUCUGAUAUACUGCCACCACAACUCCAUACAUGUCUUACCCCUUCAUGUUUGUAAACAACUGCAUGUUGCAGUUACUGCCGGUACUAUUUAUAAGUUACUUGUGUUGGUUUAACUAUUUGGCACAUGCAUACAUCUCUUGCUCCAAUUUUGCUGCAGUACUGAGGUGUAGAUAUGAGGCUGCGCAAAAUUUAUCUUUGCUAAUGUAAACAUUCGGCUCCUGUAUUAUUAAGUGUGCUGUCUUAUUUUCGUC
This is a messenger RNA of Diospyros lotus (date-plum), 783 nucleotides long. Its product is annotated as early nodulin-93-like. The coding region runs from base 103 to 459 and encodes 118 amino acids. The transcript is spliced from 4 exons. Lineage: Eukaryota; Viridiplantae; Streptophyta; Magnoliopsida; Ericales; Ebenaceae. The record is from RefSeq and is a predicted model, not a curated record.